Molecule: messenger RNA, 3532 nt
Organism: Capsaspora owczarzaki ATCC 30864
Lineage: Eukaryota; Filasterea; Ministeriida; Capsasporidae
Exons: 3
Coding region: 28-3441 (1137 amino acids)
Molecular function (GO): RNA binding; 5'-3' RNA helicase activity
Source: RefSeq, a predicted model, not a curated record
UCGUCGUCGUCGUCGUCGGCGUCGUUCAUGCAAGUCCCGCUGGGCUUCCCUCCGUUUGGACCGCAGCAGCAGCAGCAUGGGUAUGGUCCUGGUCCUGGUCCUGGUCCUGCGCAGUGGCCGUAUCCGAUGCAAGCCUACCCUCACCCGCCACUGAGGAUGCCUCCUCAGCCUCCGAACGGCCACCACCAGCCAUUCAUGCAUCCGCAAGCAGCGCUCAUGCACCCCGGAUUCAUGCAUCCGCAAGCUGCUGGACACGACGCAUUGCGUGCAAUCUCGGACGACGCUAGAUACGCUGCGUGGCCGCCCUCAGAUUUCGAGUCCGAGCGGCGAACGAUGUCGGGUCACCUUCGCACGAUGGCAGACGAGCUGCACAGGUGCAUUCUAAACAUUAUUCGACAGGCUGCAAGUGUUGGGUUGAGACCAACUCAAGCGUCCCAAGCCGACAUGCACCGCUCGCCCGACAUCCUGUUCAACCUGGUGUGCAGCACGAGCCACCCGCCGAUGCCGCCGCCGUUCGAUUGGAUUCACCCGCUGACAGCGACUCGCAAUGACAUUGAGGUCGGAAACAAUGCCAAUUUCGGCUUGUCGGCCAAUUCGCCCGUUGGAGUACGCCGUCAUCUGCCUUUGACCAUCUACAACAACUCGAAAGUCCCGACUGAGUUGACGCACAUUGCAUCGUUCCCCACGAGCACCGUCUUUCGUAUCUUGGUACCGCGGUCGUUCGGCGACGCGGGCGACGCGGGCGAAGCUGAGCAUCUCGGCGACUAUGUUCCCAUCCAAUCGAUCACGAGCUUGUCCCGUCCCAUCACCAUCCCACCGCUGUCUCAAGUGCAAGUCAUGGUGGAGUGCGAUACAGCCGAUGCUGCUCCUGGUACCCUGCGCCAAUGGCAUGCGUUCGUCUUUGACGCGUCGCACGUGAUCAUCCGACAGUCUUACGCAGUGGUUACGAACGAAAAGCGCGCGGCCCUCAAUCCAAAAGCAGCACCAUUUGUGCCCGCAAAAGCUGCACUUGAACAACAUUUGGAAGACGAUUACACGAACAUCCUUCCUGCUGCCCCACUUCCUGCAUUUGGUCCUCCAGUGGUCAACCCGCUGCUCGAUUACGCGGCGCUCGGCGAUCAGUAUCCCGAACUGGCUCCCCACAUGGCGUACUUUGCUCUUCAACGAAGGGCCCGAUUUGAAGAUGUGUCGACGGACACGCUCCGGGCGGCCGCCAAAGAGCUGGUCAUGUCCAAUGACUUUCCAACGUCCAUUUCGAGCUAUGUAACGCACUUUCGCAUUCUGCUCGCGCAUGAAGAACACCAAAUGGCGAGCGACAUGAGCGGCUUUACUCAGCGCGACGAAGUGCUGGAGCAGUUCCGACCAAACGAGCCCGUGUACAUCUUGCAGGUGCCGGGUCUGGUCGAGCGGCGACCACCGCUCGUCUAUGGCGAUGUUGUCCACUUUCGACCCGACCACAUACCGUUCGCCGUGUGGGAGGCACGCGUUCUCAACGUCGAUCGCCAGAAAAAGACCGUGCUUGUUCGCUUGCCUGCCGACAUCAUCCCCUGGCCCACUCGUGUCAAGGGCACUGUGGUUUUCCGCCUGAAUCGCCUUGCUCUGCAAGACAUGCAUCGGGCACUUGAUCAGGUUCAAGCCUUGUCAGAGUCCAGCGCAAUCCGACGUGUUUUGUUCCCGUCGGCCGAGCCGCUGCCCGAACCACGUUCCAAGGCCCUUCCAACCAAGACAACCCUGCUGGACCAGAAGCUCAACGACGAGCAACUCCGGGCGGUGCAGGUUGUGCUGAGUCCGCCACAGGCGUUGCCACCCGUCGUCAUUUUCGGCCCCCCUGGCACUGGCAAAACGAGAACGCUGGUGGAGGCGAUCGCACAGGUGGUCAAGCAUCCAACGUUGAAUGCCACCGUUCUCUGCGCAGCGCCGAGCAACUCGGCUGCCAAUUUAAUCUGUGAGCGCCUCGCAACGUACUUUUCACCUCGCGAAAUGUUCCGGUUGAACGCCGUCUCCCGCCGCAUCGAUGAAGUACCCACGUCACUUCAUCCAUACUGUCAGCUGGUUGACGGUACCUUUGCCAUCCCGCCAUUGACAGAGCUGCGCAAGUUCCGGAUCGUGGUCAGCACGUGCGUGGCCGCUGGCGCGCUGGUUUCGAUCGGCCUGGAACAAACACACUUUUCGCACGUGUUCGUGGACGAAGCUGGCCAGGCAAUGGAGCCCGAGACGCUCGUCCCCGCCCUAUUUGCCGUUCACUCUCGCGGCCUGUUGGUGCUGGCUGGAGACCAUUGCCAGCUUGGCGCAUCUGUUCGGUCUGCAUUUGCCAUGCGACACGGCCUGCACGUUUCUCUCCAAGAGCGCCUCAUGGCCUUGCCCGUGUACGCGCUCGGUGCCAGUCGGGGAGCGCGCACCAACGCAGCAAGCUUGUCGCCGUGUAUCCAACUGGUCGUCAACUACCGGUGCCAUCCGAGCAUGCUGUACAUGUCGUCGGCACUUUUCUACAAGAACAACCUGAUUAGCCACGCAUCUGAAUCCGUGACGGAAAGCUUACUGAGCUGGAGCCAAUUGCCCAAUCCCAGCAUUCCAAUCUUGUUUUUGGGCCUGGAAUCCGAAGACGUGCGCGAACCGUUUGACAGACAAGCCGUUGCCACCGACCUCGAACCAGGGGGCUUUGUCCCAGGAACCGCGGCGACUCAGAGAUCCACCGUCUCUUUCUACAAUCCGCUGGAAGCCGCAAAGAUUGCUUCAAUGGUGCAGGAUUUGCUCGCUUCCAAUCCGCACUUGAGCACGGCACACAUUGGUGUGAUGGCGCCGUUCCGCAGCCAAGUCAAGCGGCUGCGCCAACUUCUUCGCCACAUCGGACUCGGAGGUGUCGGCGUGGGCACAGUCGAGGACUACCAGGGCCAAGAGAGCCGCGUGAUCUUUCUCUCGGCCACUCGAACCACAGCGGCCUAUCUUCCACAGGAUGCCCGGCAAAAUCUCGGCCUCAUCAACAAUCCAAAACGGCUCAAUGUCGCCCUGACCCGCGCCAUGUCGCUUCUUGUGGUCACGGGCAACCCCAACCUUCUUGUCCACGAUCCGUUGUGGCUUACCUUCCUCCGAUUCUGCGAGCGGUCGAAUUGUUAUGCUGGCUGCCCGCUGCCACGCAUUGUCUACGAUCAAGGCCCUCUGCCCAAGGACGGCGCGCUUUCGCAGGCCGACGACGCUCUUUUCCCGCUCGAGCGGCGCGAGCGAAAUGCCACCAUUAUGAGCUCCCUGCCGUCAAACUUGUGGUUUGGCCAGCGCGGGAGGGGCGAGCAUGACCGCGCGAUGGAGCUACCUGAUUCUCUCGCCAGCCAGCUUGAUGACCUGCAGCUUGAGCUUGGCCCGGAGGAUGCUGCCGAUCUGGACAUUGACGCUCUGAUUUCUUCUUCAGAGCCGACGGACGAAAUUGAUUGGCGUCCAGUGACUUGAGCACGGCUUUGAGUCGGGACUAAUUUUUUUGUUUGUUGGUUCUUCUUGUCUCAUAGUUAAUUUGUUUUGAACGCGUCGAUCACUAAAAGCA